CUGCAAGGGCAGAGGGACUGUUGAAGGUGCCAUGCCAGUACUGGAUCAAAACUAAAGGGUUGUGAAUUCGUAUUUAACUGCGAAAGAUGGUGUAACAAAUCAUCCAGCUGCAAUGGAUGACUUAGACCACAGUGUGCUGAUAGCAGAGCAGGACUGGGACUGUUUCUAUACAGAGAGUGAGGAAUGCUCCAUUCAACAGGCUGAGCUUGCUGCACUGGAUGACUCUGGUCUCAGUGACACUGAAGAUGAUAAAAUCUCAACCCAUGUGCUUUCAUAUACUGGUCAGACCACAGAAGAACAAAAUCAGUGGCCAGUAGUAGAGUGUGAACCAGGACAUGCAUCAGAGAAAGCACAGAAAUUCACAGAAAACUCCGACUUCAAAAACGAGUCUGCUGGACAGACCUGUAAUACAACAUUGAAUAAGGAGAAGGUCACAUCCGAAUAUUUCAGUCUGGAUCACAACAAUAGUAAUGAAGAAAGCAGCCAAAUGGAAUCACGACCCUUAGUUACAACUAACUUAAAAGGAAAUAGUGAAGGUCUAGGAGAGAAUAAAUCAAGCCAGGCCCAUAUCACGUCAGAAGCAUCUUCUCUGUUUUGGGAUGCUAACCAUGAAAAUGGGACAGAAAAUACACGAACUGAGGUGUCAGACAGUUUACCACUAGUGAGAAAAGAAAAGGAACGUUGGUUUGUUACUGUGAAUGACAGCCCGGUUCGUCUGAGAGAAAAGGUUGUCACUUCAGGCCAAAAAAAAAGAAGAAAAAAAAAAACUUCUAGAAACGGGAGUAAGCAGAGUGCAGCCGAUCGAGAGAGACACUCUUCUGUAAAUAAUACAGAGGAAGAGAAAGAAACUUUUGAGAGACAAUCAGUGCCAGAGAACUUCGAAAAAAAAAAAAAAAGAGAUUCCACACACUUACUAUCCACAACAUAUCUCAACGAUGUUCAUAAAGAAAAUCUCUUAUCUAACUCGCACAAUAUUCAAGAUCUCCAAAGUUCUUCAUCUAUUGAGCCUACACCUAAUCAUUUAAGCCACUUUAUUAAUCACACAGAGGAGGGAAGUCCUAGAUUUAUUUUGGGUCCCUCCACGACACUUUCCCCUGCCGAUAGUGAUGGAGAAAGAACUGCAAAACAAGAAUUAUUUGGCCAAGAAUCAUCUUCACAAGAGACGGCAUGUUUAGAAUCCUCCAGUAACAGAGCUCAGACUCCAGAUGAAACUUCAGGUCCAACUCGACCCAUAUUUGCCAUUUCUUCCUUUUGGGAUGAAAUGGAAAAAUGGACGAUUAAUGACAUUUUGGAACUCAGAAUAGCAAAUAACAAACCUCUAUUGAAAGAAGGCUUUAUUCCGGAGGAAGAUGACAGUUUGGACACCAUUGAUCCUCAUGUAGAUCAGGUGGAUUCCAAAGAUGAUAACAUAGAUGAUAGUGGCGUGAUAGACGACACAGCAGAUUCUGACUAUUUCACAUAUCUUGAUGACUGUAAACCAGACAGAUCAAGCUGCGAAUUCUCAACCUUUUCCGAUUAUGAUAGAGAGUUUCUACAACUUUGUGGAAGUACAAAUUCCAGCCCUGUACCCUGUAAAAGUAAUGAGCAAACACAAACCUUUCUUGAGCCUACAUGUGCAAGAAACCCUUUUCAAGAAGACUCAGACCAAAUUUUGCCGAGCUAUCUAAGUGAAUCAAAUGAGAUCGUGAGAAUGUAUCCUGAGAGUGAUCUACCACUCUUUAUGUAUCCUGAGGUGGAAUCUCUGACGCAUGAUGUGCUUCUCAAAACGACUCAAGACAACAACAUGAGUAGCUUUCUGAUUGACCACUGUGACGUCAGGAGAUCAUCAUCUUCACCAGUUUUAUCCAUGUCUGAUGUUUUAGAUGAUCAUUGCCGGAUGUCUUUCUUUGAAAUAUUGAAUGACGACAAAGAUUCAGAGCAAUUACAGACAAGAACCAACAUUUCGGUUUCAUUUACGUUUUUACAAAACCUACCAUCUGUGCCGGAGACUUACGAUAACUUCUUCUCGGAAUUUGAGGUUGGGAAUUUUCUCUUUCCUUCAGUUAAAGGUACAACACAAUGUGAGAAAAACAUGGUUCCUAUCUAUUCUUCCUCUCGGUCAGUGGUGAAAGAUUUAACAUUUCCCGAGGUGGAAGAAAUUAUAGAAUCGGACAGCGAAGACGAAAGUAUGCCGAUUCGAGUUGUAACUCACUUGUGUGCAAGCCCUUCUGGAACACCAAACCUGUGCUUUAACACCAACCAGACAAAUACCUGGAGAAACCUUUCCUUGAGACGAAUCAAAUUUUCUUUUAUGGGGAGGACCUGGUGUAGGAUGGCCACCUCUUGGGAUUCUCAAAAGAAUUCAACAGGUAACACAGCCUAUCCAGAAAAUUGGGACAUUUCAACGACAUCAAAAUCUCCUAAAGCUCACCCAAAGCUGCCAGUCCUUCUCGUGGAGGACCAAGCCCUUCAACAUUCGACAGACCGGGAGAUAUAUUGUGAACAGACUGUCCGAGGAUCAGGUAUAGAGCGCUUUUGUUGCUCCCUAAAGCAAGCAGACAUGUGUCUUGUUUGUAUUGCUUUCGCCUCUUGGGUAUUAAAGUCAACCAACCCACAAUCUACAGACAUGUGGAAAGCAGCUCUUCUGGCAAACGUGAGCGCCAUAUCUGCCAUCCAGUACUUACGGCGAUACAUAAAGGAAGAGGAUGAACCAUAGAAAUCUACUAUUAGAGCUUUCUCAGGAGUUCUCACAAGGGGCCAGUGUACAGGAAAGGGUUAAUUUUGCACAAAUACACACCAAACACUCUUUAGCAAAUACACAUAUUAGGCGUUUUUUCCUAACAGUCUAAUAUUUUCAUGUUUAAUGUUACAAAACAGGAGUUCAAUCAAUAAAUAAGUUAUCAAAGGACAAUUUUGUUAAAGUAUACAAAGCAAAGGGCAAACAGAGUUCUCCAUACAAACACAAGUUAGAAGACAUGUAUUGCUUUAGAUAUUAGGUUGAUAUGGACCAGAAGUGACAACUGGUAGGUUUUGCGUCAGUCAUGUUCAAGACUCAAGCUCUGCUCUACAUAUUUAUGUAAUUCGCAUAAACGUAAUAAAUUUGUGGUGAACAAAUAAAACAAAAUUAUUAAUGAUUAUCACUCUAAAUGCAUCUAAUAAAUGCAAACACAUCAUGCUGCCAAAGCUUUAAAAAAAACAUACAGGUUGAGUAAGGAAACAGAUUUCGAGCAUUUCAUAAAGAAUACAGUUUGCACAUAAAUUAUAGCUGGAAGUUUAGUAGGUAUCAGAAAUUCCAUAAAGAUGGCUGCAUAAUGUCAAAUCUUUCUAUCACACUGGUUGUUAAAGGUACAGUCCACUCAAAAAUAAAGCAUCAUUUUCGUGUUUGACAUCUGAUAGUGACAGCCUUAGUCACUGCUCACUUUCAUUGCAUUUUGUAGCAUACAAUAAAAAUGAAUUGCGACUGAUGUGGUCCGCUUUGUGCUUUUGUGUUCAACUGAAGACACUAUAACGUAUGGUUUGAAACCACAUGAGUGCCUGAUGGCAAUGCUUUUAAUAUUAGGUGAACUGUCCAUUUAAGACAAAACUGAUGUAAGUGUGAUAGAAAAAUAAAAAGCAUACCAAAAAAGCCAUUAAUGAAAAACAUGAAAAUAUUAAUGCCUACGAAGAGUAAUAAUGAUCCGAGUGGUUUGUAAUCAUAAUAAUUAAUCAAAAUGACAUUUUUAACUAUAAGGGUAACUGCAUUUAGACAACACUGUGCAUGUCAAGAUAAGAAUACAUACAGACAUGGAUACUAAAAUGAGAAUGUAUUUCUCAUUAAAAUACCCAUAUAAUUUUAUAAAAUGCUAGUACAAAUAUUUAGUGUUUAUUUGAAGAAAAUAAUGACUUUUUGGCAGUUUGGGGUUAAUAAAUAAAAAAAUCCUACAAUAAUGGUUGACAGU
Molecule: messenger RNA, 3917 nt
Organism: Triplophysa dalaica
Lineage: Eukaryota; Metazoa; Chordata; Actinopteri; Cypriniformes; Nemacheilidae
Gene: perm1b
Product: PPARGC1 and ESRR induced regulator, muscle 1
Exons: 4
Coding region: 113-2695 (860 amino acids)
Biological process (GO): response to muscle activity; regulation of DNA-templated transcription
Cellular component (GO): nucleus; cytoplasm
Source: RefSeq, a predicted model, not a curated record